CCUGUGCAGGAAGCUUCUCAUCGGCGUCGGUUGUAGAAGGGGGCGGGCUUGACAAAUCCUGCACCUUGGGUGCUCGCCUCGUUCCUGCAUCGUCGUGACAACGUUCGCGCGCCACUCGAGUGGAGAAACGUCCUGGGGGAGCGAGAGGUACAUUAAAGGGAAGCCCGACAGGAAUAGACAUGGCGACAUCCGGCCAGUGUGUUGUGUGUUUGACGACGUUUCCAAACGUGGCCCGAGGCGAGGGUGACACGCACGCGCCCACCAUGCUUUGUAUCACUGACGAGGAGCAGGGGUACGAUCUGGACCUCUUCUGCAUACCAAAGCACUAUGCAUCUGACUUAGAGAGGGUCUACAUUCCACACGGACUUAUUUUGGACAGGACAGAGCGACUGGCAAGGGAGAUUAUGAAGGAAAUGGGAGGGCACCACAUUGUUGCCCUCUGUGUGCUGAAAGGAGGCUACAAGUUCUUUGCAGACCUGCUGGACUACAUUAAGGCUCUGAACAGGAACAGCGACCGCUCCAUCCCAAUGACGGUGGACUUCAUCCGCCUCAAGAGCUACUGUAAUGACCAGUCAACAGGAGAAAUCAAAGUCAUUGGAGGAGAUGACUUGUCUACUCUGACAGGCAAGAAUGUGUUGAUUGUGGAGGAUAUUAUUGACACUGGGAAGACAAUGAAGACAUUAUUACAACUCCUUAAACAGUACAAUCCCCAAAUGGUUAAAGUGGCAAGUUUGUUGGUGAAAAGAACACCAAGAAGUGUUGGAUACCGACCGGACUUUAUAGGCUUUGAGGUUCCUGACAAAUUUGUUGUGGGAUAUGCACUAGACUACAACGAGUACUUUAGAGAUCUAAACCAUAUUUGCGUCAUUAGCGAAACAGGGAAGGAGAAGUACAAGGCGUGAAGAGGACCUUUGUAUUUUUUUGAUGGCUGGUUAUAUUUUUUUAAGGCCAAUUUUAUUUUUGAGUCAUCAUAAAAAAAACAUUGCCACCUCAGGUUAUCCUUGGGAUGCACCGUAUAUUGUGACGUUUGCCCAUUUUAGUUCCCUCCACACUGCCUCGCAAGUUUGAGUUUUUUGCCUCAGAUAAAGACAAGUUUAGGCAAUACAACAGAUAUAAAUCCACGAAACUGCGCAAAAUUAGUAGGGAAGUCAAUGGUUAACCUUUCUGAAGUAUGAAAUGGUUAAUCUUGUAAAGCAGUUUUUUUUUUCUUACUGUUUGGACAAAGUUCAGAGACUAUAAGGCCACAGCAUGGGUUUGUGAUUUUGAAUUCUGCAUUGGUUUUAAUUAUUAUUAUUUUUUUAACUAUCACUUGGUUGAUAAGUUAGGAUCACUAGUUAUGAAAAUGUCCAAAUUCUCUCCUUUAUUCUCACCCAUUUCCUCUCUUUGUAGUAACCCACUUCUUCCGUGACCAUCACACUAUGGUUUUAUGGUUUGAUAAAAGUGAUGCAGUACAACAUACUAUACUAUAUUGUAUGUGGAGCCCCUAAACCCUACACAGGGUCCUAUAUGUCCAUUGCAGUGCUUCUGUGCGUCAAAUCACUCAACGUGCGGGUAUGAGUCAUCAGCUGUCAUUUUUUAGCGAUGGUCCAUUCCAGUCGGGUUCGGCUGUGUCACGCGGUGUGUGGUGGGCCUUAGUCUCCUCAGCACUUUUCACUUUCUCUCCACACUUAGAAUAUUAAACUAGCAUCUUAUUACUGGUCAGACCCAGUCUCUGCUGGUGUGUAUGAUAUACCAAUUAUAUACAAGCACAUGCUGCCAAUUUUUCAUAGACUCACAACAUUGAGGCAACUUUCUCUGUAUCAUAGAGAUUGUUACUUCCUUUAAUUUGCAAUUCAUGAGCCUAAUAACAAUUGGCUUUUCUUUUCUUUACAUUUUCAGAAAACAAGAAAAAACAGUAGGCUACAGUUGCCUCAAUUCAAGGUUUGCAGAUUUCCAUGACCGAGAAUCUACACAGACAUAAAAAAAGCACAUUGGUACUUUUUAUUUACAGUAUAUUGUGACAGUAAGUUAAAAAUGCCUUGCUAUUAGGCUAACAAUUUACAAUAUACAGUUAAAGACAAACAGCAUGUUGUGAAAGUUUAAUUUAAAAAAAAACAGGUUAUGGAUGAAACACUGGUCAUGUUUUAACUUUUAUUAAAUUAAAACUGAAAAUACCCAUGAGUAAUUGGAAAGGCAAUGUUUUUGUUACUCCACUGUUAUUAUUGCUCUUAAAAUAAUGACAAAAUAAAAUGUCUGUAUGUAUACAUUUUAUUAUUUAUGAUAGAUACAUACUGAAUGAUAAUAAUAAUAAAAUUUACCCAAUAAUUGUGGCCACAUGCUUUUUGACCCAUCACUGAGUUGUAGUUUGAACAUUUAGCACUUACAAUAUUGAAAGCAAUGCUGCUAGCUUGAUGUACAGUACAAUGUCACUGUCUUCAACAUUUUACAAUAAAGAUUACAUUUGUUAGCCUGUUUUUCCUUGAAAGUAACGCGUAUAUGCUCAUAUUUCAAUGUUUUCACAAGUUGUGGGAUGAUGCUUUGUUGUCAUUUGCUUUCCUAAGGAAAUCGCAUCAAUACAGUAUAUGACCCGUUUAAUCGUUGUUGUCACUUAAAUAAUGAGUACACAAAAGAUAAGAAAUUCUAGUUUUGAAACUGUUAACCAGACCAAUGUGUUCACCUUUACCUGUUUUUCUACUCCAUGCAAGCGCCCAACCAGUGGUGCCACGUUUUGCUGUGCUGUUCAAUAAAUAUACACAUCCAGACUUG
This is a messenger RNA of Phyllopteryx taeniolatus (common seadragon), 2745 nucleotides long. RefSeq names its product hypoxanthine phosphoribosyltransferase 1 (gene hprt1). Gene Ontology annotation, biological process: purine ribonucleoside salvage; guanine salvage; hypoxanthine metabolic process. NCBI's taxonomy places the organism in Eukaryota, Metazoa, Chordata, Actinopteri, Syngnathiformes, Syngnathidae. Gene Ontology annotation, molecular function: magnesium ion binding; hypoxanthine phosphoribosyltransferase activity. The transcript is spliced from 11 exons. The record is from RefSeq and is a predicted model, not a curated record. Bases 180 to 902 code for a protein of 240 amino acids.